UGGGUAGUGCAGCAGUGAUGGUUCAGUGUAGUGUCACCAACACAACUAGCAAGAUGACGCUCAGCACGGCUCUAGCUACUGUCUUCUUCCUCGUCUCUGUCAAUGCCUUGAGAGAAGAUAGGAUGUUUAAUAGAGAGUUCUACAGAGACCCUGAUAAAGUGCAAUGGCAGGGAGAGGCGCGUGUGAGUAGCCUGCAGGACGCCAUGGACCGACUCUCCUCCUCCCUGGACACGACGCUCGGCAGACUCUCAGACAGGAUCGAGCAACAGGUGGAAUUGUCACUGCCGCUGUGGAUGAGGCCCAGGAACAAGGGAGUGAGCAACGUACCUCCCAUUGGCGUGGAGGCCAUCUCUGGCAACCUGGGUGAUGGUAUUGAUGAUGGUCUCGAGGUUCACUAUGAGGGUGAAGAUGAGGGUCAGCCACUGGAUGGUACCAGGUACGAGAAGACGUCAGGUACACUAGCAACACCUGACGACGUAGACCAGGAUUAUGAUGCUGACUACUCUCCUCUCUUCAGUUUCAACCCCUUCUUUCCCUUCGGUAACAUGGGCAGACGUCCUCAGUUCAACAUCUUCAACGGCAUGAGAGGUCGACGAGUGUGGUGGAAAGGACCCAAUGUGUGUGUGGACAGGGAAGAGAUUGACGAGGGCAAGGAACAAGAUACUGACAAUGCCAACAUCUCUGGCUCUUCAAGCUCCUCUUCUUUCAUCUUCUCCAUGGGUAAUAUGGAGAUGACAUCAUGCAGUGAGAACAGAGACAAGUACACCUGCACCUCCAAGAGCUCGCGCCGUGGCCUUCACAAGACAGUGGUAGUGACACAUCGCUGCUGCCAUGGUUAUGUCAAAGAAGCUUCAGAAUGUGUCAAAGUUGAGUUGCGUGACUUGAAAGAGACAUUGCAGGAGAUUGGAGCAACAGAUUUCCUCUCUCUGACAAAAGCUGUAGGAAUUGAUGAGAUCCUCAAGGAUAACAUCACUCUCUUUGUUCCUACUAAUGAAGCCAUGCAAGAAUAUACUGCUGACUUGGAGGCAGAGAAUGAGUUAGAUAGUGGUCUAGAAGGAGAUCGGUCUUUCAAUGAGGUGUAUUUGCGGCGGCGGCGCUCUGCUGAUACUGAAUCUCUCAUUCUCUCCCAUGUGACUAAGGGCAUUAUUUAUGCAAGUGACCUCCAUGAUGAACAGGUCCUUCACAGUUUGGCUGAGAACUCUACUCUCAGGAUAAACACAUACAGCACCAACCCACCAGCUGCCACUGUCAACUGUGCUAGACUCGUCAGUGUCAACCAGCACUCUACCAAUGGGGUCGUUCAUACCAUAGCCAAAGUACUGGAGCCUGUUACUAAGAGUCUGGCUGAUCUCAUCACCUCUGAUCCUCAGUUCUCUGUCUUGAAACGAUUGGUGAGCCAGGCUGGCCUCCUGACACAGCUGAGAGAACCAGGACAGUUGACAGUGUUUGCUCCCACUGAUGCAGCCUUCAGGACUCUUCCCGAGUCUGUUUUGGAGGCUUUGGUUGAUGGCAGUGCUUGCCUUGAAGCUGUGGUGAAGAAUCAUAUCUUGCCCAAUGUAAUCUGCUCUGCAGCGGUGCAGGGCAAGGCUCGCACUGUCAACUUGCUGGAGAACUACCUCCUUCUGGAGAAGACUGAGGACGACAAGAUUUUUGUGGAGGAUGCUCAGGUUGUUGUUAGAGACAUUGUCGGUACUAAUGGUGUUCUUCACAUAGUUGAUAGCCCACUCAUGCCUCAGGAAGCUAAGCCAGUGAUAGAAGUGCUUGAGGGUCAUAACCUUACGAGGUUCCUAGAUCUCCUUGAAGCAGCUGAAAUGACUGAUGAACUUUCAAGUAUGACGGAUGUUACAGUCUUCGCUCCAAGUAACAGAGCUAUUGAUGAAAUCCCAGAAGAUGUGCUAGAUAAUCUAAAGAAUAAUCCCAGUAAGCUGAGGGACAUUCUUAGGUAUCAUAUGGCCACACCUUCACUUCAGGCUGAUGACAUUGCUAAUGAUCAUAUUGCUACAACUCGCGCUGAACAGCCUCUCAGAAUCAAUCUGUAUUCACGAUCACCAAUUUUGUCUGGUGUAUUGGGAACCAAUGGACGUCGCCAUGUUCGCCUGACAGCUGGGUGUAGUAGAGUGUCUAUUCUGGAUUCCCGGGCUUGUGGUGCAGUGGUUCACAUUGUAGAAAAGAUGCUUAAAAUGCCAAAGACCAGUGUGAUGCAGCAUUUGGAGGAGGAGGACAACUUCUCCAUUUUCACAAAGAUGUUGCAGGAUACUGGACUCAAUGAAACACUAAGUGAAAAGGGACCAUUCACUGUCCUUGCUCCCACUGACCACGUCUUCAAAACUCUUCCUGAAAUGGAACUUGAGCAGAUUCUUGAAGAUGAGGAACUCCAGAAACUCCUUAUCAAGCAACAUGUCCUCAAAGAACAUGUGUGCUGUGCUGGCAUCAACCCGAGCACCUGGUUGUUCAUGGAUCAUAAGAGGCCUGUGGAGGGAACACCAAUUCAUGUUCGUCGUACUAGCUCUGGCCGUCUAAUGGCCGGUUCUGCUCGAAUAACUCAUUGCUCAGCUCCCACAUUGAAUGGGCUGGUUCACACUGUCAAUCACCUUCUUGUUAACGUUCAGCCUCGCCAACAAGGUGGUUCUCAAGACCGCACUAAUAGGCCAAUUUUUUCUGCCCCUGGAUUUGAAAUUUUGUUUGGAUAAUGGGGAAACCAUGUGAUAUUAUAAGUGAUAAUACAUAGGGUGGUGGAAAGCAAUUUGAGAACCUUUAGUUGCAUUAAAGCAUAUAUAGUUUUUAAUAUACAGUACAGUAUACUUGUUUGUAGAUAUAGUACAUAAUGGCAUAUCACUGGUGAGGUGAAAUCUACUUUCUAGUGCAAGUAUAUAUUUAUGAACUCAAGCAAGCACAUACAGUAAAUUCUACAAAGUGAAAGGUAUUGAAAAUUUGUUAAUUUACAUUAUAAAAUUUUCUUUGUGAAUACAAGUGGUGAUUUGCCUUGAAAUUACACAAAUUCUUCAAGUUAGUACGUAUAUGUAAAUUAAACAGUGUAUUCUGAGUUUUAACAUUUAUACAACCAGUUUUUCAGUCUGUAAGUACUGUACACAUGUAUGUGCCUUAGUGAUGAUAUGUAGUUAAUUAUUCAUGCUUAUGCAUGCAAUACACACCUCAAUAACACACAGGCAGUGUAAUCUCUUAGAAUUUCUCAUACAAACAUCAGUACAGUACCAGCAUUAAUACUAUUGUUGAACUGAUAGUAAUACAUGUGAAAUUUCAAAAUAAAGAACACAUAAGUUCUAAUUUUUUCUUCAGUAGACUAAGAAGAGCACUGUCUGGGUUGUUAUAGUUACUUUAUAAUAUGAAGUACACCUUACCUUAGUCAACAUAUUAGCUUAUUUAUUUAUCCGACUAGUAUUUUAUCACGACGCCGCAGGGCUUUUACAAUAAUUCCUGUGUUGUAUAGUUAUAAGUACAUGUUCCGAAGUUUUAUGUAUGGCAUCAUAAUAAAUUUUAACUAC
Molecule: messenger RNA, 3503 nt
Organism: Cherax quadricarinatus
Lineage: Eukaryota; Metazoa; Arthropoda; Malacostraca; Decapoda; Parastacidae
Product: transforming growth factor-beta-induced protein ig-h3
Biological process (GO): cell adhesion; extracellular matrix organization
Cellular component (GO): extracellular matrix
Molecular function (GO): cell adhesion molecule binding
Source: RefSeq, a predicted model, not a curated record